Symsagittifera roscoffensis is the source of this 1737-nucleotide messenger RNA. Its product is annotated as ankyrin repeat and SAM domain-containing protein 4B-like. NCBI's taxonomy places the organism in Eukaryota, Metazoa, Xenacoelomorpha, Acoela, Convolutidae. Bases 359 to 1642 code for a protein of 427 amino acids. The transcript is spliced from 8 exons. Gene Ontology annotation, molecular function: protein binding. The record is from RefSeq and is a predicted model, not a curated record. Gene Ontology annotation, cellular component: nucleus.
UGCUGUUAUAGGUACUCUAAAUGCUAUUUAUCAAUCCGUUAUAGACAUCUUAAAUCUUUGAUACAAAACUGGAAAAUUUAGGAUAUAAAAUAGAAAAACAAUGGUUUGCGAACAGAAAACUGUGUGUUGAUAAAACUUUUUAUUACUUAUUAAUUUUAUUUGAAAUUUAUCGAAACCUCUUCUGAUUUUUGCUAUCUUGAACGUCUGAGAAGAUAAAUCUUUCAGAAAGCGGAACUAGUCGGACGGACCUUCAUAAAAAAUUUCAAGACGUAGGAGAAAAUUCAUCGAAACAGUUUGAAGAUUUUUUAACCCGAAGCUUGAUUCAAUUCACUUAACCACUUCUAAUCAGUUCAUAGUGAUGUUUCGCAACUGGAGUGCACGCUCCUCGCGUCUGUCCGCCUCGCACUCAUCCGUUCACGAGGUGGGAUCAGUGUUCACCGCAAUGCACGAUGCAGCAGCAGUAGGUGCACUACCCGUGCUCAAUAAAGCCUCGAGACAGCAACUUAGCAAAGAAGACAGCAACGGAUGCACUCCUGGAUUGGUAGCCGCAGAGAAAGGUCAACUGGAAGCACUCAAAGUCAUCCACAAGAGAGGUGGUAGAAUCAGCAAACCCGACUACUUCGGAAACUCGGCUCUACAUUUGGCCGUCAAAAACGACAACUACAGCUGUGUUCGGUUUCUGCUGUAUGAAAAACACACGUGCAACCCCUUUGCUUUAGACGACCAGGAAAACACUCCUUUGGCAUUAGCUAGAAUAGCCAAAGCGACUGAGAGUGAGAAAAUACUUGAGAAGUUCGAGAAGAAUCUAGAAGUUUCUGACCCCAAGAAGUUGAAACGAUUGAUAAUCAGUGCUGCGAAAGAUCACAAACACAAUAAAAAAAUGAGGGAAAACCGUCUGAACGGGAAAGUGAACAAACUGAAGCGUGAAAAGAACUUGAUGAGAUUGACUUCUUCACGCAGUUUGGAAUCCAUCAGCUAUGACAAAAGUGGAGAGAAGUUUCUUCUCUCUCCCUUAAGUUCUAGAACAUUCGAGAGCAGUUCCCAUGUGUCCGAAAUGUCAAAGUUCAAAAACAGAUUCAAGUCGCCAGUGUUGGCCAGGAAACAGCAAGACCCGGGCUUCUUCCUCUCACCCAAUCAAUCCUUCCAGAGUUCCUACUCGGAGGUCAGCUUGCCCUUGACCUCCUCCUUCAUAAACUCCUCAAGCAGUCACAAUUUAGUUCAAGGUCGUCCUGCAGUCGGUCCAGACUUGGCCUCCUCGUUGUCGCAAAUAGACUUCGAGUCAUCUCGCUCCGAAAUGGCAACAGUAGCAAACUUCGAGAAUGCGGACCUCAGUCCUGGCAGCUCAGUAAUGGAAGUCGAAGACCCAUUUGCGAUGUGCCAAAAACCGGAAAUUAAAGAUCCCGGAGAUUCGGAACGACUCCGGUUUUUCCUCGAAAGUUACGGUCUGGGAGAAAUAUAUCCGACCAUGUUGAGUCGUGGGUACACUUACGAACGGGUCACUUCUCUGAAACCAAGCGAGUUCCAUAAAUUGAAGAUCGAUAAUGCAACUGCUAAGAAGAUGUUGUGUGAUGUGAUUUCAAUGAGAGACAAUUUCCAACAAGAGAUGAAAGCUCAUAAUGAUUUAAUUGACGUGAAAUUGUGAACAGGUUUUCUUGGUCAUUCAUUGCUACGACUACUUACUCAACUGGUUUUAACAAUAAAGUUCAGAACAAAAAAUAUUUCAUGAGCUUUAAGAAU